Molecule: messenger RNA, 4568 nt
Organism: Siniperca chuatsi (mandarin fish)
Lineage: Eukaryota; Metazoa; Chordata; Actinopteri; Centrarchiformes; Sinipercidae
Product: DNA-binding protein SATB2-like
Exons: 12
Coding region: 226-2697 (823 amino acids)
Biological process (GO): regulation of transcription by RNA polymerase II; chromatin remodeling
Molecular function (GO): RNA polymerase II cis-regulatory region sequence-specific DNA binding; DNA-binding transcription factor activity, RNA polymerase II-specific
Source: RefSeq, a predicted model, not a curated record
CAGGCAGCAGCAGUCAGUCCUCAUCCCUCCUUGUCUUUAUAUCUCCCUGCUCGUUCCGCUGUGGUGCUGUUUUUGUUACGCAGGGAAACGUUGGAAAAUCCUUAUUCUCUCAGGCUGGAUUCACUCGUUUUCACCAAUUCAUGGAGUUUAUUCCCCAGCAAGCACAGUGACUUCUUAAAAACUUCACACACUGUGCUGGGUGCUGCUCCUGGAGUCUUCAGGGGGAUGGAGCAGCGCGGAGGUGCAGGUGGGGGAACAGAGAGCCCCAGCCUUCGGGACAGCGCCAGCCCAGAGGAGAGAGGGGAGAGCCCUGCCUCCAAGUUGAGCCGUCUGGAGGUCAACGGCAGCCCAGCAGCACCGCGAACCAGACAGAACGGCACUCCGCUGAGACCACUAGGAGGUUUGAUGAUCCCAGUCUACUGUGUGGUGGAGCAUGCGGAUGUGGGCGUAGCUGGUGACUGUGAGGGGCAUGGCGACCGUCACGCUGAGUUUGUGUUGGUUCGUAAGGAUGUCCUCUUCACGCAGCUGGUAGAGACGGCACUGGUGGCUCUGGGAUACUCGCACAGCUCAGCUGUACAGGCAAGUGGCAUCAUUAAAGUGGGCAGGUGGAAGCCGAUACCCAUCCACUACCUAACGGACGCUCCAGAGGCAACAGUGGCUGACAUGCUGCUGGAUGUUUACCACAUGGUUACACUGCGGAUCCUACUGCACAGCUUUGCGCGGCUUGAGGAGCUGCCGUCAGAGCAGUGGACCCACGCCACAGUGAGGAACGCCCUCAAAGAGCUGCUCAGAGAGACCAACCAGAGCACGCUGGCCAAGGAGUGUCCUCUCUCCCAGAGUAUGAUCUCAGCGAUAGUGAACAGUUGCUACUACGCCAACGUCUCCACCUCUAAAUGCCAGGAGUUUGGACGCUGGUACAAGAGGUACAAACGCAUCAGAGGUGAAUACAUUGAGAAGAUGUGGUCAGCACAGGACAAAUCAGAUAUAAAAGUGGAGAGAGAUUUGGACUUGAGCAUCCUGAGCCAGCGUCCUCCCUCUCUCUUACCCUCCCACACCCAUUUGGGCACCCUGGGUGGCCCUGGAGCUCUGUCCAUCAAGAGUGGCCUCGGGGACACUCAGACCUCCCUGCCUCACCCCGCCAGCCAGCACCACCCCAGUCCUCCUCUGCGUCCCCAGGCUCCAUCUCUCCUGGGCCACAGCGGGCUCCUGUCCCCCCAGCUCUCCCCACAGCUCGUCCGUCAGCAGCUCACCAUGGCCCACCUCAUCAACCAGCAGCUAGCAGUCAGCCGCCUGCUCGCCCACCAGCACCCACAGGGAGUCGACCAGCGGUUCCUCAACCACCCGCCCAUCUCACGGACCUGCAAGGGCUCCGGGGCCACUGAGCCCGGCCUCAACUGCUCAGGGGCCGAAGUCUCCUUCGACAUUUACCAGCAAGUCAGGAACGAGCUGAAGAGGGCGAGCAUUUCCCAGGCUGUGUUCGCCCGCGUGGCUUUUAACCGCACACAGGGGUUGCUGUCUGAGAUCCUUCGUAAGGAGGAGGAUCCUCGCUCGGCUUCACAGUCGCUGCUGGUCAACCUGAAGGCCAUGCAGAACUUCCUCAACCUGCCAGAGGGCGAGCGAGAUCGCAUCUACCAGGAGGAGAGAGAGAGGAGCACUAACGCCAGCCACAACCACUCCUCCAUCCACAUCUCCAACACCAACACACACAGACACACACAGACAAAGGGCGGCGUGUCCGGUGCAGAGCUGCCAUUGAAGCUGGACUCACUGGUGAAUAUUACAUCAGCGAUCUACGAAGACAUCCAACAGGAGAUGAAGAGGGCGAAGGUCUCCCAGGCUCUGUUUGCCAAGGUAGCUGCCAAUAAAAGUCAGGGUUGGCUAUGUGAGCUGCUCAGAUGGAAAGAGAGCCCAAGCCCCGAGAACCGCACACUGUGGGAGAACCUGUGCACCAUCAGGAGGUUCCUGGCGUUACAGCAAACCGAAAGAGACCAGGUCUACGAAGACGAGUCGAGGCAGCAGCACAGCGACAGGCUCCACACCGUCCUGCACAUCCCAGACCAGCAGGCACUCCACAGGCAGCCCCUGCCACCUCUGACCGCUCCGUCUCCGAUUCACGAAGACCCACAGCCCAUCCCGUUGCUGGUCUCGCAUGGCUCAGAAGACGGUACCCAGCGCGGGAUGAGCCCUGGCCUUGGAGGGGGAGGACCAAAGAAGGCCCGCUCGCGGACACGGAUUUCCCUUGAGGCCCUGGGAAUCCUGCAGAGCUUCAUUGGCGAUGUGGGUCUCUACCCCGACCAGGAGGCCAUCCACACCCUGUCAGCCCAGCUAGAUCUACCCAAGCACACCAUCAUCAAGUUCUUCCAGAACCAGCGCUACAACGUCAAGCACCACAACCAGGUCAGAGAGCCCGUCCCCGGGGAGGACGACAGGGAGAGCUUGAGUCCCAGAGAGGGAGGCGUCGGCACGGUGGGGAGUCAAGGGGAGGAGGGUCUCUCUGCGUCUGAGGAGUCCAGCGAGGAUGGGAGAAGAUCAGUGGAGGUGUUCAGAACAGAGGGAGGAGACGGAGGAGAAGAAAGAGAUGUGGAAAUGCAGGUAGAGAAGGAAGAGGGGGAUGAUGGGAAAGCCUCAGGGCCAGCGACUUCCUCCCUGUCCCCCUACAGCAGUCUGGACAGCCCCCACUCUGCUGAGCAGAGAUAACAGCAGAGAAACAAAACGGAGGGAACUGAAGAAAACAUUAGAUGGAAGCAAACACCGUCAAACUGUGAAGCCCACACACAGACAAUCUGUGAAUAAACACACAUUUUCAUUAACUUUACCAGAGCUGAUCAUCAGAGCUCGUUAAUAUCUGAAUAAAAAUAACUGUGGAAAAAUAUUUAAUUAAGUUUGACUGAAAAGAGAUCCAAAGGUACUACCACUACCUUCAGAUACUACCAGUGUUUUUGGUUUGAUGCUGCCUGUAGACGAUAUUUGGGAUCAUUUUCAAUACCACUUAAAGAAAAAACAUAAUUCCUCCUAAUUUUUCAGUGUUUCAGCUAGUUGUUUUUUUUUCUGGUGAGGAUGGGAACGCAUUUCAAACAGCAUUAGAUCACCACUACUCUAUGCUGAAACACAAUAGAAUUCUUUGAGUUGGGUUACCAAAAUCACUUUCCUCUGUAAAGGCUUUAAAGGUGACUGUAAAGACUGUAAACUACUCCUGCAGCACAAUCCACUUCUUUUACACAGCUAUGCAGUUCCUUCAAAAUCAUCAUCUAAAUGCAAUAGUGCAACAUGGAAGAUGUGUAUUUUGACGAAUGGAUACUGAAUGGACAGAAGAGAAGUGGAUCAUACUGCAGGAGUGGUUUGAGAAGUUUCAAUAAUUGUUUUUCCACCAUAAAAAUCUUCAGCCACCUUUUAAGCUAAAAAGUGGUUUAUGUUUAUUUAUGUAUGUUUUUGUUUGUUUACAGGCUAAAUGUUUGAUACUCAAAAGAGUUUGGCAUUUUCCUUUAAGGUAAGGCGAGGCAGGCAGUUUAGUCCAAAUGUAAUUGAAUUUGACAUUUUCUCACAAGAAAAUCGAUGAGUUUGUGACUAGAAAUACUGAAAGCGAAGAAACUGGCUUCAUUCUCUGGUCCAUAAGUAAACUUUGUUUACUUCUCAAGCAACUUUUGAGGAAAAUUUCAGUCCCACUGUGACUCACAAGCUCCUUGAUGUAACAUAGAUGACAUUAAAUGAACAAACCUGGAGUUGCAGUUUGCCCACUUAUAACAGCAGUCUGAGAACACGUCAAAUGCCAAACAGUUUUGAGUUUUAAAUUGGCACCAAGGAUAAACCGUACUGACAUUGGGCAGUAGUACCUCAUGAGAAGGGUAUUCACCUUUGGGGAAAUAGAGGCAUGCAGGGCAAUUACACUAGAACCUCCACCCAAACUCCAUCCAAACUGAAGGCAAUUUUACAUUUGUAAUCUGUGAUUUAAAAAAAUAAAUAAAAUGCUUUAGGAGGUCCCUGCAGCAGCUGAGUGUGAAACUCAAGCCUUUACUGACAGUAAAUGAGUUCCUUUCUGUUAAUAUUUAUUACUAACUUUAUAUUUACUAAAAUCUGAAUAUUGUUGUAAUUAUAGUUUUGCUAUUAUUUCCUUUGAUAUGACCACAGAUGUCUUUGUAAAUGUGACAAAAGCGGACGAGCAAGUCUGAGGAAGUUUGAACUCAGUGUUACACAGUUUAAGUUUUAAAAGUAUGAGCCUUUUAUUUACUAUUUCUAAAACAGACUGGAAGAGAAAUUAUCCAACAUGAAACUGUUUUCUACUGGACAUUUAUGUACAUUAUGAUGUAAAUGUUGACAAUCCACCUGCAAAACUGAAUCCGUCGUCCAACGUGGGAUUCAACCACUGUCACUUACACUGUUUUGUGUAAUUUGUGCCACAAAGGAACAGAGCAUGGAAACACAUUAUUUGCAUUCUAUUUCAGUUUGACAGUCGUCUCUGUCCUGGAUGGAGCACACAAAGUUUCUCAUUUGUUCUACUUUGAUGUUUAACCGUUGUUCUUUGAUUUUGUUGUGGGCAGGACAUGAAAAUCUGAUAAAACUUUUCCAAAGUA